Molecule: messenger RNA, 550 nt
Organism: Linderina pennispora
Lineage: Eukaryota; Fungi; Kickxellomycota; Kickxellomycetes; Kickxellales; Kickxellaceae
Exons: 1
Coding region: 63-299 (78 amino acids)
Source: RefSeq, a predicted model, not a curated record
GUUUUUUUUUUCUUAUCUCUUGACGCUUUUUGUUUUGCGCCGGCGGGGCUGGGGAGCCUGAUAUGGCGCAGCGCAAACCAUGCUGCUCACAUGUCGUGCAGCACUGGCACUGGUCGGUAGGCAGAAAGCCGCUUAUCUCUAAGGAGGGGCGGGGAGCAUGUGCGGCGCAAAAAAAUCCAUGGCUGGGUGGUAUUAAACUGCCUGCGGCGUUUUUAAAACGCCCGCCGGGCCGAAGCGUGAAGGCAAGGAAAAUUAUCGUCGUACUAGGAAAGUUUUCGCGCACACCCUCGUCUCUUUAAUUCCGUUAACCUCUCGUCGCUUCACACGCCUGGGUUUUCUUUUUCGUUACUCUCCGUCCCCAGGAUCGCCACCACUGACAGAUAAUAACCUCGAGCGCGGACCUUGCUAAACCUCCGUCUCCCACUCUCGCUUAAAUAGACAGACGUGUCCUCGUGAAGCAGCAUCCUAGAUAAGAGCUUCUACAUCCUCCGGUUUCGUUGCUACCGACUCUUACACAACUUUUCUUCUCAGCUCUACACAUUCAGCAAUG